Bipolaris oryzae ATCC 44560 is the source of this 2502-nucleotide messenger RNA. RefSeq lists its product as uncharacterized. The record is from RefSeq and is a predicted model, not a curated record. Gene Ontology annotation, biological process: transcription initiation at RNA polymerase III promoter. The transcript is spliced from 2 exons. Lineage: Eukaryota; Fungi; Ascomycota; Dothideomycetes; Pleosporales; Pleosporaceae. The coding region runs from base 1 to 2502 and encodes 833 amino acids. Gene Ontology annotation, cellular component: transcription factor TFIIIC complex. Gene Ontology annotation, molecular function: histone acetyltransferase activity.
AUGUCGAAUGUGACGGUGCUCAGGUGCUGGCCAGCAUGCGUUGAUGCGAUUGACUGGUCCCCAGAUGGCAUUAUUGCACUAGCAUCUGACGAACGUGUGGAGCUGCUUUUUCCGAAUACCGUCGAAUUCGAUAGGGACCAAGUCCUUCCACAGUGGCAACAUGUUCCUCUCAAGGUACCUCUUUUCUCAACUGAUGAGCUGCCACUCAAAGAACUGGCGCCACUAUCCAACUACUCUAUUGGCGAGGAAAUAUCCAAUAGCGCUCCUCUCAGCAUCGCGUGGUCACCGCAGGGUCUUGCAAAGCAUCGGAAGUGCGCUCUUGGCGUUCUUACCGCGAACCUGACUCUCUCUAUCUGGUCAGCCGAAGGUAAGCCGCAAGAUGAAUCAAGCUGGUCCCGGCGCCUCAUCAUUAAUGAUGCGCUCGCUGAGCAUUUUAGCGGCUGCGACGACGAACCUAGCCACUUGACGGUAUCACCCAAAGAACAGCUGCGCUUGAGAAGCCGCAUUCGGGCGUUUGCAUGGGCACCUGCUCUGCCUCUGUCCGAAACAAGUGGAAUUGUCGGGACUAGUUUCAUGUACUCUCGACACUUUCUAGCUGUGUCCAAUGACGACAACCACUUGGUUUUUGUGGCAGUCGAAUCACCCACUUCUACUCUAGGGGUUGGGCGGUAUUGGACAACGGAGGUCCUAACUCAUGAGUCGUUGACGUCAAACCCAGAUAGUAUCUUUUCGGAACCACGUGUGUUUGAAGAUGUGAUGAAACAACAGCGGUACAUAUCUCAUAUUGCCUGGAGUCCAUGGAUUCUAUUUGACGAUGGCCACCGUUCGGUGGUUGUGUACGCAACGAAUGAAGACGUGCGGGCAAGAGUCAUUAAGCAUCAGUCUGAUGGCAUAUACACGGAGAGGGAAGUCGUGUACCCUGGAUGCGAGCUGCGAUACCAAGGCCCAAUGAAGUGGUCGCCUAGGAUUGAGGACGGAAAUCGGCUCAAACUCGCCCUUUUUACAAAUUCUGGGCUCGUCUGUCUUACCAUAUCUGCCUACGACGGUUCGAUUGUUGAGACAAAGACCCACAAUCUUGACGGGCGAUGGGACCAGAUUUCCGGUGUAGUGUGGGAUACUCCUGAUGACUCGACAUGUCGUUUACAUCUAAGCUCACUGCUUUCGACUCUGCACAAUCAAACAUCUGCCCUUGAGAUAUCUCCGGAGGGGUUCAAAAGCCUUGGUAAUCCAAGCUGGCGAGAGAAGAUUGAAAAUAGCAUUGCACUAUUCAGCGUUAAGAAUGGGCUCAAGGGCAACAGCAAGGCCAAAGUUUGGGGCUUGUCCAAAUCUCCACUGGGCGAUUUCAUUGCAGCGUGCAAUAGCGUGCAUCCGUCCAACAUGAUCGAGUAUGGUAUACCUGCAGAUAGGAGUGGGACGGUUGCCAUUAGUUCUUUGCGGAAUAGCAGCGAGGAGCGGGAGGCUUUCCCCAAAGCAAAUGUCAGCGCAGAGGGGGUUAGCUAUACGAUCCGAAAGCUGGCAGAGAACAUGGUUGAGGAUCAGGACGACAUGCCUGCGUUUGCUGAGGAGGUUGUGCAAAAGCUUACGAGGGCGUAUCCAGCUCCCCGCGUCGCCGAAGAUUAUGCAGACAGGGUUCGUCUGUAUGCUGACGCAGGCGAUUUGAACUCACUGAUCAAAGCUUUCAAGGCGACGGCCUUUCUCAACUCGCAUACACUCAAAGACCGGUAUACGAUACUCGUCUCACAAGCCUGCAAGAUCGGGGUGUCACAUGAGCUUGAGAGAACGCUGAUAGGGUAUCGUCUUGCCAAUGCAGUGCACAACCUUCCAGCGUCACUUGUGAAUUCAACCUUGAGCGCGGAGAUAGUGGCUCAGCAUGAACAGCUCAUCAAACUUGUCAAUGCGGUCAUGGGAUAUGGCUCUUCAGAGAAUGAGAAUUGCGCAGAGUCCGGUGCCUCAAGUACUGAUGAGUCUCGAACGGUCAGUACUGAGAUAAACGGUAAUGCCAAUAAUUCGCGACAAGAGGGUGCCGCCGCGUGGGAGGAAGGAUGCGAAUUUUGCUCUGCUUCGAUACCAUUCACCGACUUGGCGUCAGCCUCAUGCACGAACGGACAUCAAUUUGCAAGAUGCGGAUUGAGUUUCCUUGCUAUGCAAGCACCUGGUAUUACGAAGUACUGUGGUAUUUGCAACACGCCAUUCUUGAGCGACGAAUACGUGAUAGUUCAGGAGAGUGUGGAAGACAAGGACAAAGAUGCUGCAGAGGACAGUGCCAUGAAAGAAGUGGGCAGAUCGCAAAAUAGAGGAGAAGAAGAGGGACUGAAGCAGUGCAAUGGUGUCAGUCGAGAAGAGGACAAAGAUGGCGAAGGAGAUGGGAGCGGUGAAGAAGAUGGGGAAAUGGAGGAGGAUGAAGAGGAAGAGGAAGAAAGGGAGCUCGCUGUUACACUGGGGCGGGUGCUGUUCCUCGCCUGCGAUGCUUGUGUCUACUGCGGGGGUAAAUUUGACGGCUGA